AUGGGUGAAAGUUCAGAAAGAAGGUGCUGUCAAUUCGAGCCAGGGGAAAUAAUGCUUGGUGGAGAUGGAGAUCAUAUCCCUAUAUCAAUGUCUGAGACGGUAGAAGAGCUGCUGAAGUGGCUGGAUGAUGAAGAGGUGAGGAGGAUUGGCAUAUGGGGAAUGGCAGGAGUAGGAAAAACCCGUAUCUUAAUGCACCUGAAUGACAAAGCAUACCAACUGGGUAAACUCAAUCCCAUUAUAUGGGUGAAAGUUCAGAAAGAAGGUGCUGUCAAGAACAUUCAAUCAGAUAUUUUGGCAAGGUUAAAGCUAGAGGUUCAACACAUGGACAGGACAGCACAUGUUGCACACAAAAUAUCCAUGGCCCUGGAGAAACUUGACUAUUUAUUGCUUCUCGAUCAAUGUCCUGGAGAUAUUGAUCUCAAUGAAGUGGGAAUUCAUCACAAGCACAAGGGAAAGGUAAUUGUUGCAUCCCGUGACAAACCUGACUGUGCUGCAAUGGAUAUUCAUAGAGUAUUCAAAGUGAGCAAGUUGUCUGAUGGUGAUGCAGAGGAAUUGUUCAAGGAAACUGUGGGUGACAUUGCAGAUCAUCCGCACUUUAAAGGAAUAAAAGAGCAAAUACUCAAACAACUAGGUGGUCUCCCACUUGCAAUCAAAACUAUUGCCAGAAGUUUAAAAGAUCAGCCGGAGGCCAUUUGGUAUGAUACAUUGACGGACUUGCAAUCUCCGAAGAACUUUGGUGAUCAAUUUGAGGAACUCAUCAAGGCUUUUGAGUUCUCUUACAAGAAUCUACGUGGGAAUGAUUACAGGAAGUGCUUACUUUACGGGGCAUUAUUUCCACCAGAUUAUGAAAUUGACAAGGAUUACUUAACCGAAUGUUGGAUAUCUGAGCAAUUUAUUUCUGCCACUGAGCUACCUGGAGCAGACACUAAUGUCCAACAAUUAAGGCUAUUUCGAGACAGAGGACACAAAAUCCUGCAAGCACUUACAAAAGCUUGUCUAUUUGAGUGGUGUUCCAGGUCAAAUUUUCUCACCAUGCCUACUCCUUUUAGGAAGAUUGCACUGACAUUUACCUACCCACAAUAA
Messenger RNA from Coffea arabica (coffee), 1083 nucleotides. Lineage: Eukaryota; Viridiplantae; Streptophyta; Magnoliopsida; Gentianales; Rubiaceae. The record is from RefSeq and is a predicted model, not a curated record.